AUGUCCCUUGUUGCUGACUACUUGGCCCAUACAACUGCUACAACUAAAAAGCAUUACUGCUUGAAGACAACAGUCAAUGCCUGCAUGGAAAUGAAGCUGAUCUCCAAAGUUGCCAUGUCCAUUGAAUCUGAUAGUGAGACUGCAGGCCCCUCCUGUGCAAGCACAAGGAGAAAAGGAGCAUUGUCCAGCAGCAAAAAGUUGGAUGAGGCACAGACCUUGAAACUCUUCUAUGAACACUUCCCUGUCACAAUUGAUGGACAAUCAAUCAAGACGAAGGACAGACGACUGAUUGCAGGAACGUAUGAGAGAUACUGCUAUGACAAGUGGAGAAGCCAGCAAGAGAAAAUGAGACGUGAUUAUGUGAUCGCGCACUUCCCCAGAAGACAGCCCACUGCAAGUCAAGUAGAGAGAUACAUUGAAAGGCAGAACUGGGAGAAGAACAAAGUGAAAGUGGAGAAUGUCCUUUGUUACUGGCAACCUUCAAUUAACACUGACACACCAAAAGACAACAAGGCAAUUAAGAAGCUGGUGAAGUCCCAGAAGUGGAAAGGACUGUACAUUGCCACUGACCCUGAUAAAGGAAAAAAAGGUCAUGACGACACGUCCAUUUGCUAA
This is a messenger RNA of Salvelinus namaycush (lake trout), 615 nucleotides long. RefSeq lists its product as uncharacterized. The record is from RefSeq and is a predicted model, not a curated record. Lineage: Eukaryota; Metazoa; Chordata; Actinopteri; Salmoniformes; Salmonidae. The transcript is spliced from 3 exons. Bases 1 to 615 code for a protein of 204 amino acids.